AUGCUUGGGAUGAGUAAAGAACCGGGUGGUUUGGUUGGUAGUGAAUUUACUCGGUAUUUGUUGGGUAGAACGUGUGCUUCGGUGGGGUUGGUUCUGGGGUGUGCUUCUGGACGAGCUUUGGCACAGAUGCAUUCGGCACGGAUCUUCUUGACCUUGGAUGAGAUUCGGGAACGAGGCGUGCGAGUGGAUAGUGGGUCAGAAGUAGCUGAGUGUUUGGUUCGGGGGUUAAAAUUAGUCUCUUCGGGUGUAAUGGUGGCAAGUGGAUCGUCGCUUUUGUUUCGGGGAUGUGAGUCGCUUUAUUUGCUGGGUGAACUUGGCCUGUCUGCCCAGGUCUUUUAUAGAAUUUACCGAGCUUAUCAGCGGCGGAUGAAUUUACAGGAAGGGAAGGCUGGAGGUAGUGUGGGUGGUGAGUUGGCUAAGAUGUAUACUCGGGCUGGUGCUAUUUUGGUUUGUGAUGCUGUUGAGGCGGCUUCGUUUAUUUUGGAAAUCUGGCCGUUGUAUUUGGUUGUUGGACUAGUGCGAGGUGGCUCUUGUCUCUGGUAUUACCAUGGAAACGUCUUGGAAUGGUGUAAAGAGGUCUAUCGUUGGUGUUUCAAAUGA
Nematocida homosporus is the source of this 600-nucleotide messenger RNA. RefSeq lists its product as uncharacterized. The transcript has a single exon. Bases 1 to 600 code for a protein of 199 amino acids. Lineage: Eukaryota; Fungi; Microsporidia. The record is from RefSeq and is a predicted model, not a curated record.